Molecule: messenger RNA, 802 nt
Organism: Xenia sp. Carnegie-2017
Lineage: Eukaryota; Metazoa; Cnidaria; Anthozoa; Malacalcyonacea; Xeniidae
Product: slit homolog 2 protein-like
Exons: 8
Coding region: 191-802 (203 amino acids)
Cellular component (GO): extracellular matrix
Molecular function (GO): protein binding
Source: RefSeq, a predicted model, not a curated record
GCAUUCAGACCAGUAAACCACUUAAAUAUUUAUGUUACUAUGAACAUUUCCAUUUAUAAAAUUCCUGUUUUUAUUUAGAAAUCUCAAUUAGAAAUAGUUUCUAAUAUUUAGUGAAAGUUUCGCUAAUUUUUCGUGCAUUUUAUUGACAUCAUCUCAUUUACAAAAAAAUUGCUAUUCCAUUGUAGGUACGAUGAUAUCUUACGUAAGAGAUUUUUUCAUUUUCCUUCUCCUUUCUGCCAGCUCUAAGCAAAAAUGUCAGAAUAAUAAUACAGAUGAAAACUGUACAUUGGAUAUUCUUCGUUGCACAGGAAAUAUUACAAUACCACAGACAAAUUAUCCCUGUGUUCUGUCUAAUAAAGAUUUUACUGGAUGCAAAGACUUGAAAAUGAAACACACAUAUACAUCUCAAGUACAAAUAUGUGAUAGUGGCGAAAUUGAUGAAGAGAAAGUCCAACGUAUCUGUGGAGAUGUAUUUCGACAAAAAGAAAAAUGUCUUGUUACUGUGAAGGCUUUAGAUUUGUCAAACAAUAAACUUUCAUUACAAAACUGUGAGAUGUUUAAUGGGCUAAUCGAACUGGAAAAUCUUGACUUGUCACGCAACAACAUCACGGAAAUUCCCAAGGGAUGUUUUAAAACUUUUAACAAAUUAAGAAAUCUCAAUAUUUCUCACAAUAAAAUAAAGAAAAUUGAUCGUCACACAUUUGAUGGACUAUGUAGUUUAGAAAUGUUAUCAUUCGAAGGCAGUGAAACAGAAGUCCAACUUCGUGAUAUUUUUACUUUAAGAAAUUUAAAGUUUGUGUAA